AGGCGGUUCCAGGCCGUCUGACCUUUGCUCGGCUGCCGCAUUUUAUGCUGUGCAACUGCCUUGCAGUUGUCUUUUUCUUCUCCAGCUCUGCAGGGUCCGAGGCUCUCGGCUACCCCAUGCCUCCCCUUCCCUGGGCUGUGCCGGGCCCCAGAGCCCCCGGGCGUCGCUAGGACUGUGGUGGGGGCUGAAGGUGCGUUUACAUAACGCCGGGCGUGUGGGAGCUGGAGGAAGAGGUUGCAUGCGUAGGAGAGAUAAGACUCCGACUUCUCCUGCUUCCCAUCUUGGUGGUACCAGGCUUGACAUAACGUAGAAGAGAGGAUAGAGACGGGCCCCUAGAAGCCUGUUACUCGGAGCAGUCCAGGACCUCCAGCCCCAUGGAGCCCCCGAUUCCACAGAGUGCCCCUGUGACUCCCAGCUCAGUCAUGGUGCAGCCCCUUCUUGACAGCCGGAUGCCCCACAGCCGCCUCCAGCACCCACUCACCAUCCUGCCCAUCGACCAGAUGAAGACCAGCCACGUGGAGAAUGACUACAUCGACAACCCGGGCCUGGCUCCCCCCACUGGCCCUAAGCGGACCCGGGGUGGGGCUCCAGAGCUGGCCCUGACGCCCGGCCGCUGUGACCAGGAUGUCACCCACCACUGGAUUUCCUUCAGUGGGCGCCCCAGCUCCGUGAGCAGCAGCAGCAGCACCUCCUCUGAUCAGCGGCUGCUAGACCACAUGGCUCCACCACCCGUGGCUGAGCAGGCCUCACCCAGGGCUGUGCGCCUCCAGCCUAAACUGGUCCAUUGUAAGCCGCUGGACCUCAAGGGCCUAACAGCCCCACCGGAGCUGGACAAGCACUUCUUGUUGUGCGAGGCCUGCGGGAAAUGCAAAUGCAAGGAGUGUGCGUCCCCUCGGACGUUGCCUUCCUGCUGGGUCUGCAACCAGGAGUGCCUGUGCUCUGCCCAGACCCUGGUCAACUAUGGCACAUGCAUGUGCCUGGUGCAGGGCAUCUUCUACCACUGCACCAAUGAGGAUGACGAGGGUUCCUGCGCUGACCACCCCUGCUCCUGUUCCCGGUCCAACUGCUGCGCCCGCUGGUCCUUCAUGGGCGCCCUCUCCGUGGUGCUGCCCUGCCUGCUCUGCUACCUGCCUGCCACCGGCUGCGUGAAGCUGGCCCAGCGUGGCUACGACCGCCUGCGCCGUCCCGGUUGCCGCUGCAAGCACACGAACAGUGUCAUCUGCAAGGCAGGCAGUGGAGAUGCCAAGGCCAGCAGGCCUGACAAGCCUUUCUGACUGACGCUUUGGGUUGAGCCCCAAGCGCUGCCCCUGGGAAUGAGGGUCCCCCCUGCCAGCCUCCCCACGCUGGCCUUGCUCAUCUGUCAUCUCCCUGCCCCUAGCUGGGGAAGAAACAGGCAGAGAGCCCACUGCCACCCACCCACUAGUUCCCAAAAGGAGGAAGAAACACUUUGGGGGGGUAUUUAGGGUUUUGGAACUUUAGUCAAGCAGAUGGGCAGGGUGUGGUUAAGGGGGAUUUUUCAGAAGACAGAACACAGAUGUGGACACAUAGCCAGAAGCUGCAGCUGCUUGAUGCCCUUCUUGGUCCCUCCUUCUGCGCUCGUUCCCUCCCACUUGGCCAUUGUCUCUGGCUCUCCCGGGAGCUGGCUGCCUGGGAGGAACUGGGAAUUGUUAACUGAGCACCAGGGUCCCUUGAAGAGCCUGGGAGUCCUGACUCCGCUUUCUUCUCCUUCCGCACACCAGUCGGCCCCAGUGUCCCGGGGAAGGUGGAGAAGAACACUAGCUAUCCUGACUGCGUAUACUUGGGAGUGCUGAGGACAGAGGACAGCCAAGGAGCUGAAGCCUCCCAGGAGCCACAAGAUGGUUUUGGAGGCACUGCGCAGUGUGUCCCUGUCUCCCAACCCUGUCAGUCACUCUCGGGGGUGUUCCACUCUCGCUACACCGUCCUCCGGCCCAGUUCUUACGAGUCACAGACUCGCCUGCCUGCUAUGUCCUGAGUUUUCUCUCUACUCGGAUCCUUUCCAGAAACUUGAUGGGUAGAGAAGGCCGGGGCAGCACAUGCGAGACCAAAUAUCAUUUUGCCAAUGAGUCUGAGGCUGUGGUCUCUUGACCCAGUCGUGAUGUUUUUAUAGAACAACUAAACCAGAUGCUAAUGGUGUUUUAAAGAACAAUAAUAAAACAACUUGCUUCCUUUUGGGCCACCCCCAGGAAGGGCUGAUUUCAAAAUCUGGGGGCGAGCAGCCUCAAGGAGCACAAUUCCCCUGCCCCCAAGAAGAGGAUUUUAUCAGCGAAGAAGAGGCAGCGCCUCCCAUUGGCAGAAUGACAGUCGAGCCGUGCUGGGCUUGGGUUUCCUCUCUUCUGAUUCUGCUGCUUGCUGUCAUAGCCUUUUGUGUAUAGCGAUGCGAUGCGUCUGUAUCUUUAUGUAAAUAGAUGGUGAAAGAGAGUCUAUUUUAGUGUUCGAAAGCCCCAGCGGGGGAGUCAGAAGAGCUCAGAGAGGGUGGGGAAGAUUCUCCAGGGUCCACUGGGAUUGAGCCCUGCUUUUGUGCACAGCACACCCCUCUCCCGACAGCCCCCAAAGACGUAGCAACUCUUUCUCUCAAGGUGCUAAAGGACUCAGAAAGUGCAGCACGUCCAGUGGGUAGGUACUUGUUGCAUGCAAAAGCUAUAGUGUGUCUGGUCCCCCCGCCCCGUACCCCCACCUGUUUGGGGUCUUUGCUUUGUGUAGUAUUUUGUCCCCCUCCCCUCCAGGAGAGGAAGUAGCUUGGAUCAGAAGAAAGGCCCCAGGUGACAUUGGAAGCGCAUUAGCAGUGUCUGAAGCAUUUCCAGCUUGUGCUGUGGAAACAGCUGCCUCCGGGAAGGAGGUAAGGCAGGUAGCUGUGAGUAGCAUGUAUACCUAAUGCUUCCAAGGCCCCCUCCCCUCAGAAACUAGUAGUAACAUCUUAUGAUUUAGCAUAAGUUAAUUGUAACCAUAGGUAUUUAUUGAUUGGAGGAAGGGAGGGUCUUAGUUUCGCUUUAUUUAUGUAACAUUUGCUGGCUUGUAAAAGGCGAGUAUAAGAUAUUGCAUCUUCAUUCUCUAUGGCUAAUGCCUAUAGCUACCCUGGCCACAGCUGUGACGGAUGGAUGGAUGUUCUUGCACAAUUUGGGAGGGGAUGGUAGAAAAUGAACACGUUCAGCCAACCACUUACACUAAUUGAAUGUAUCAAGUGUAUCAGAGGGGCUGGAGAUGUUUUCCUCGGUAGAGGUGGCCCCCACAAUGAUAGCGCACACGUGCACUCUUCUCUUCAAGGCCUCGGGGACUCUUCCCGAGGCCCCUCCCUCAAAUCAUCUCCACAGGAAAUCGGACCCAGUUGCAAGUUGCACUUUGGUGAUCCUGGUCUUACACCCAUUCUGUGGAGAUUUGAUUUGCAUAAGCUGUGUCUUCGCACAUGCACACGUGUACACACACACGAACACACCCUGACCCUCAACCAACACAGACCCUGUUUCCUGGCAAAUGGCCUUCUGAACCCUGACUUUUUGUGUACAUAGUUGUAAACAGAUUUUUUUGUGGGUUUUGGUUUGCCUUUUCUUUUUUUCCCUCUCCCUCUUCUUUUGGCUUGCAUUUACCCUGCUGGAUGGAUGUCUGCAGAACUCUGAAGGAGUUCACUCACCUUGGUGCCCGUGUGCUCAGCAGUAAAGGGGAAAAGUGAAGGCAGUGACCUCGCAGCUCUGUCGUGUGGCAGUCCCUCAGCAGUUUUUCGCUGGCUCCUUGGCAGAAAAAAAGGAAAAUAAACAUGGCUUGCCUAUGGCCCCACCACCCCUUCGAGGCCAGCCAAGGGCCAUGAGGGACCAAGCACUCAAACAGGACAUCUUUCUGUAGCUGCUUCUGGCUGGUUUCCUGGCACUAGCAGCUUGCUUGGCUGGAUGAACCCUCACCUUGGAAAGUGCCAGGCAGCAGGUCCCCGCUUGUCUUGCACCUGGGCCCGCAGUGGUUGCCCUUGCAACUAGGGUCCAGGAUGCUUUUCCAGGGGUGCCUUGGCUGCUUCCUUCCCAUCCCUGAUAGUGGGCUGGAGACGCCAGCGCUCACUGAGCACCCUGGGACCCUGGGCGUAGGCUGCAGAACCCUUGCAGACAAAUGACGGGCACCAGCCAGAGUCCUCAGAGCAGCCACCUGGAAGAGUGAGCACAACCCCUUCUGUUGGCACGGGGCCAUCACAGCUGACAGGCAAAGGCACCCGUGUGAUGCAGAGUUCUUUGAACAUACGGAGUCUCCAUUGAUCCCUGUUGUACAUCAGUGGGGCCCAGCGAGGCAGUGACUGGUUGCACUCAAAGAAGUGUAGGUCUGGGGCAGAACCCAGGUGACAGUCACCUCAGAGCAGCAUGCUCUCUGGCACUGUCCCAGGAAGCGUCUGACAGGUAUGAGCAGCACAGCCUUGCACUGCACAGUUUCCAGGGCAUCCACAGACAUGUCCAGCCUCUGGUUCCUGCUUCUGGUAAGCCUCCUUGUGCCCUCCUGCUUGCCGUGACCGGGUGUCGGAUCUGGUGUUACCGUUUCUGCUCUGGGUAACUGUGCUGUGUCUUACCUUGCUUUUUCUCUGUCCCACAGUUGGGUUUCGUGUUUCAAACAGUAAAGCUGUUCCCGGCUCCCGCCCCACUACAUUCCUAUUUCAUUCUCCCUCUUCACCGCAGCCCCUUCUCACCCCACCACAAGCGUUACCACAGAAGGUUUCCUUUGUAUAGAAUAUUUAUUUUGAAGCUCUAUUUUAAUAGUAUUUAUUUUAGAAAGUCUACUAUUGUAAGAGUUCUUCUGUUUGUGAAGAAAAAAACAAGUUAAAAACUGAAUGUACUGAUCUAGAAAAAUAUCUAUAAAUAUAU
This is a messenger RNA of Chinchilla lanigera (long-tailed chinchilla), 4850 nucleotides long. RefSeq names its product sprouty RTK signaling antagonist 4 (gene Spry4). Gene Ontology annotation, biological process: multicellular organism development; negative regulation of Ras protein signal transduction; animal organ development. The transcript has 2 exons. The coding region runs from base 375 to 1274 and encodes 299 amino acids. Gene Ontology annotation, cellular component: membrane; cytosol. NCBI's taxonomy places the organism in Eukaryota, Metazoa, Chordata, Mammalia, Rodentia, Chinchillidae. The record is from RefSeq and is a predicted model, not a curated record.